Messenger RNA from Paramecium octaurelia, 801 nucleotides. Lineage: Eukaryota; Ciliophora; Oligohymenophorea; Peniculida; Parameciidae. The record is from the annotation of a GenBank genome assembly.
AUGGAAUUUUAUGAAAUAGUCAAAUCUAUCGGCUCUGGUUCAUUUGGUUAGGUAUACUUGGCCAGGAAUAAAAGAGAAGAUCGUCUUUAUGUAAUAAAGCGUAUCAAAAUCAGAGACAUGAAUCAGAAGGAUCGUGAAAAUACUGAAAAUGAAGUCANUUGAAAGAAGCAGUAGAUUUGAAGGACAAACUACAAAAAGCUUUGAUAGCCAAGUAACAACUAGAGAAGAUAUCUCAAUUAGAUUUUAAUAGACCCAAGAAAGUAAAGUAUAAAUUGAUAUAGAAAUUACAAUUAUAUGCUCAAUAGUUUGGCAUAGAUUUAUUGGAUCCACAAGUACAAAACGAGUUUAAGAGAAUUUAAGAGUAAAACCUAGAGGACAUUCGACAAUGGCUGAAAUAGAAUCAGUGGAGUUACGUUGACAAAGCAACUUAGAUAUAACAGUAAGAGAAAGCCAGAUAAGAAUUGGCUAAGUUGUAAUUUAAGAGGAAAAUGAUCCCUUAAAAAGUAAUUCAAUAUAAAUUACCUCAAUUUAGCAUGCUAAACACAAGGUUGUUAAGAAGGCUUAAAUUGGACUAUCCUAAAACAGUCCUAGUUCACCUUCGAGUAACACAAAUAUCUCAACUAAAGAGUUUUAAUAAAGCAAUUCUGCAUUGAAUAACGAAAGUAAUUAAUUAUGUAAGUUUACAUAGCUUAAGUUGAAGCAGAACAAAAUUGUGAUUUGAAUUGCAUUAUUAACUUCUCUAUUUUACUCCUAGCGACAAUCACAAUAAUAUCAACAAUCUAUUAUUCAUUCUUAGGAUGA